ACGCCUCUAUGUUCAAGGAAGGAACACCGCUUCAUACAUACACUGUUGUUAGCGACUACAGCCUAUUUCGUUGCUGACAUUUCCAUUCGAUAGCACUUCUCUAAACUUUACUUUUCCUGAAAUCGCUGGUUGAAUCUUCAUGUAGAGGAGCGUCGGUCAAGAUCGGUUGCACUGGUGUUUCAAGUUGUUGUUGGAGGCAGCCGCGCGAGCUCCUAUGAGCAUGAGUAUACGAUGAAGAGGCGAGUGGAGGACCAGGAAGUGAUAUUUGCUCCCCAGCAACAGCAUCCACAUCGCACCCCAGUUCAAGGCCUUUCAGAAAACGUCCAGCACCGGGCCCUCGCCCCAGCCCUCACUGGGAUAGAGGUGGCUGCAGAUAGCAUGCAGCCAUCAACCGGCAUUCAGUAUUCUCUCCCACAGGGAUACCAGGUGCCUACCAUGCCUCAGAGCACAAGUGGACAUGGACACAACAGCACUGCACCCUAUGUUGGUCCUCAUGUACACAACCUUGCAGUCCAACAGCAGGUCUCUGCAGUUGUGCAAGGUCAUGUCCAUCCAUCUGCACCCAUCACUUCAACUCCCGGGCAGCAGCAGCAGUUUCAGCGACUGAAGGUUGAAGAUGCCUUGUCUUACUUGGAUCAAGUGAAAUUGCAGUUUGGAAAUCAGCCCCAAGUUUACAACGAUUUCCUUGAUAUUAUGAAAGAAUUCAAAUCACAAAGCAUAGACACUCCAGGAGUCAUCAACCGCGUCUCCCAGCUCUUUAAGGGCCACCCAGACCUCAUUAUGGGUUUUAACACUUUCUUGCCACCGGGAUACAAGAUAGAAGUACAAACCAAUGAUCUGGUUAAUGUGACCACACCAGGGCAGAUCCACUACAUCACCCCGCAUGGCAUCUCUGUUCAGAACAUACCUGCAACUGGAGCAUCCAGCCAACCUUCAACCCAACCCCAGCAACAGAGUCUGCCCCAGGCUGGCUUGCACACAACCACAAUCCCUCCUGUCGCAGCACAGCCUACUGCCACCAAAAUCAGCAAGCCUGUUCAGUCUCCAGCCCAUACACCAACCAGUCAGCCCAAUCCAUCCAUCCCAUCUUACGCCUCACCGCGCUCGCCCUCAGUGCAAUCGCACACCCCUGUCAGCAGCACACCAUCCAGCGGGCCACCGCUCCAAAACAAUCAGCCGGUGGAGUUCAACCACGCCAUAAAUUAUGUCAAUAAGAUCAAAAACCGCUUCCAGGGCCAGCCAGACAUCUACAAGGCCUUUCUGGAAAUCCUGCACACAUACCAGAAGGAGCAACGAAAUGCUAAAGAAGCAGGUGGUAAUUACACCCCAGCACUGACUGAACAAGAGGUUUACACUCAAGUGGCAAGACUCUUCAAGAACCAGGAGGACCUGCUGUCAGAGUUUGGUCAGUUCCUGCCUGAUGCAAACAACUCUGUGUUACUGAACAAGACUGCACCAGAUAGAGCAGAGUCGGUCCGCAAUGAUCACGGCGGUACGGUUAAGAGACCCCUGCUGAACAACAAACAGCGGCUGAGUCAGAACGGCCUGCCAAUCAAGAGACCUGCUGGAAUGAGUGCCACGCCCCCUAUCAAGAAGAAGCCCAAAAUGAUGGGGAAGGACCACAGCCUGACGGAAUUGGGAAAAAUCAGCACCAGCACUGAAACCAUGUUCUUUGAGAAGGUGAAGAAGGCUCUACGGAGCGCAGAGGGAUACGAAAACUUCCUCCGCUGUCUGUACAUCUUUAACCAGGAAGUGAUUUCGCGCACAGAGCUGGUCCAGUUAGUUAUUCCAUUUCUUGGCAAAUUCCCAGAGCUUUUCACGUGGUUUAAAAACUUCUUGGGUUACCGAGAGUCCAGUUAUGGGGAGACGAGCCACGCAGAGAGUUUGCCUAAAGAGCGAUCUACAGAGGGAAUUGCCAUGGAGAUUGACUACGCUUCAUGCAAGAGGCUGGGGUCCAGUUACAGAGCACUGCCCAAGAGCUACCAGCAGCCCAAGUGCACUGGAAGAACACCACUAUGCAGAGAGGUUUUGAAUGACACAUGGGUGUCUUUUCCAUCGUGGUCUGAAGAUUCCACCUUUGUGAGCUCAAAGAAGACUCAGUAUGAGGAGCACAUCUACAGAUGUGAAGAUGAACGCUUUGAGCUGGAUAUUGUGCUGGAAACCAACCUCGCCACAAUAAGAGUCCUUGAGACCGUUCAGAGGAAGAUAUCUCGCAUGUCAGCUGAAGAGCAGCUGCGCUUCAGACUAGACAACACAUUGGGUGGUUCCUCAGAGGUCAUUCACCGAAAAGCCAUCCAGAGGAUAUAUGGAGACAAAGCCCAUGACAUCAUUGAUGGGCUCAAGAGAAACCCGGCAGUGUCUGUCCCCAUAGUGCUGAAGAGGUUAAAAAUGAAAGACGAGGAGUGGAGGGAAGCCCAGAGAGGCUUUAACAAAAUAUGGCGAGAGCAAAAUGAGAAGUACUACCUGAAGUCGCUCGAUCAUCAAGGCAUAAACUUCAAGCAAAACGACACCAAAAUGUUGCGCUCAAAGACUUUGCUGAAUGAAAUUGAGAUGUUAUAUGAUGAGCGUCAGGAACGAACCUCCGAGGAAACGGGGACACCGCCUCCGAGCAGCCCGCAUAUGACCUUCACCUACGACGACAGUCAGAUCCUGGAAGACGCUGCCGCUCUGAUCAUCCAUCAUGUCAAGAGACAAGUGGGCAUCCAGAAAGAGGACAAGUUCAAGAUCAAACAGAUAAUCAACCACUUCAUCCCUGACCUCCUGUUUGCGCGGCGUGGAGAGCUUUCUGAUGUGGAGGAGGAAGAGGAGGAGGAGGAGGAAGAAGAUGCAGAGGUGGACGAGGGUGGCCCCAAAAAGCACAACGGCCUGUCGGGCAGGAGCCCCGUCAAGUCGAAGCUCCUGUUCAGCAACACUACAGCUCAGAAGCUUCGGGGCGCAGACGAUGCCUACAAUUUGUUCUUUGUGAACAACUACUGGUACGUCUUCUUUCGCCUUCAUCACAUUCUCUGUUCCCGUUUGCUGAGAAUUUACGGGCAAGCAGAGAAGCAGAUCGAGGAGGAGGCGCGCGAGCGCGAGUGGGAAAAGGAGGUGUUGGGGCUGAAAAAGGACAAGAAUGAACACCCAGCAAUCCAGUUGAAGAUGAAGGAGCCAGUGGACGUAGAGGUGGAGGACUACUACUCUGUGUUUCUGGAGAUGGUGCGGAAUCUCCUGGAUGGGAACAUGGAGCCAGCCCAGUAUGAGGACUCCUUAAGGGAAAUGUUUACCAUCCAUGCCUACGUUGCCUUCACCAUGGAUAAACUCAUUCAGAAUAUUGUGCGGCAGCUCCAGCACCUCGUUACUGACGAUGCAUGCAGCCGUGUCAUGGACAUGUACCUGAAUGAAUGUGCCAACAAAGGCACAGGGGGCACACUGUCCUCGCAGACAUCCAGGGCCGCAGCAGAGGGGGGCUACCAGCGCAAGGCAGAGCAGCUUAUGUCCGAUGAGAACUGCUUCAAGGUAAUGUUUGUGAAGAAAGACGGAGCAGUCAGUCUGGCUCUGGAGCUGCUGGACACAGAAGAGGAGAACUCCGACGAGCCAGCAGAUGCUCAGAGGUGGUCAGACUACAUGGGCAGAUACCUGACCUCAGAUUCUGCAUCCCCAGAGUUACGUGAACACUUAGCGCAGAAGCCGGUGUUCCUCCCCAGGAAUUUAAGACAGAUACGGAAGUGCCAGAAAGGAUGGGAGCAGGUGCAGCAGGAGAGGCUGUCCAGGAGCUCCUCAAACAAGCCACAGGAGGGCAGCAGAGAGCUGAACAUGGAGUGCAUGUUCAAGCUGAACUCCUACAAGAUGGUCUACGUCUGCAAGUCCGAGGACUACAUGUACAGACACACCGCACUCACCAGAGCUCACCAGUCCCACCAGCAGGUGAACACGCGUCUGCACAGGCGCUUUCAGACCUGGCUGGACGCCUGGGCCAAGGAGCAUGUGACGAGCGAAAUGGCUGCAGACAACCACAAGUGGCUGAUGGGAGACGAACGCGAAGGACUUUUGUCGUGCACCACCACUCGCUGCCCCGAAGUGCUCCACUAUCUUAACGUCAACAAGUACCGGGUGAAGUACAGGACGCUGUAGGACAAAUCUGUGCGCAGCAAUUAAGACGACACACUUUCAAAGCUAAAGUUUUUGUUCAUUUUGUUUGUUUCCUAUCGCUGUAUUUAGUUGCCAAAUUCCUGUUGGUGGUCCAUCCUCAUUUUAAAAAAAAACGUUUAAAUGAUUCCUUUAUGAUUUUACAACCUAUGUAGACUAAAGUUUUACAGGAGCCUCCCAUCUGAGCCCUUUUUAAAUAAAAACAAAGAAAUGUAAAUACGUUGGAGGGAGAACAUGCUUCUGUACCCGCUCAAGUGUUAUUCAUGGUUUCAACAAGUUUGACCUUUUCAGAAACAACUUCAGGAAGAAUGCAGAUCUCAAGGACGCCUCCCAACUUUACGGGAAAUGAAAGGACCUCUGCCCGGGUCUUUUGGUAACAAGUGCCCCCUGCCUCUGGUUAAAGAGUAGACUCUUGGACUUGAAUGGGACUUCUAUCUGUAAACCUGUACAGCCUGUGAAUGUUCUCACAAACAUACAUGUACGUCUACAAUGGUGUGGUAGAUGCUUGGCAUUCAUACAAUGCCAAUUUUGUGCGUCCAGUACAAUAAUUUAUAACUGCCCGAACAAUUCCUGUAAAUAUGUUCAUAUCUAGAUGAUUUUUUUUUUUUAAAUCAGGUGUCAUUUAUGUGUAGCAGACAUUAACACCUUUACCCAGCAGAGUUUUAAAAAGAUAGAAAGCUUUUAACUUUUUUUUUUUUUUUAACCAAAGGAAGAUGCUCAGAAACCAGUUUUUUUCUUCUCUUAUUUAUGAUCUGUGUUGUCCCUGAAGUGUUUCUUUUGUAGAAGAGUUGUUUAUUUUUAUGUGCUGGGGUUCCUGUCUGUGCAUUUCUACCUUCAGGCGUCAGCAGCACACGUGCUGAUUGAAUGUAGCUGAGCAGCCAUUUCUCCUCAUCCCAGGACAGGACACUUGUAUGCCCCGCCCCGCCCCGCCCCGUCAAACUGCCCCAACCAUAACAAGCAUCUCCUGCUUUUUGUGAUACGGCCAGAAUCUGGAUCCUCAUUAGGUGGUUUUUCAACAAGAACUUCUUUGCGAGUUUGUCUUAUGGCGGAUGCUUGGUGAGUUUAAGGAGGUCAGCCAUUGUUGGAGGGAGGGUGGAGGUUCCUUUAAGGGUUAAAAACCAGCAAUAAUCCCUGGAGUGACAGUUUAUGGAAGCUGUUGGUUUGUUCGUCUCGCUGGAACACAAAUGUGAAUGUUAAGGGGGGAAACACACACGUCCCACCUGUGGCUGGACAGCGAACCUCUCAGAGCAGGAUUUUACAAAUGUUUUGUGACAAACAUUGACCAAACACGCACAGAAGCAGGCUCCACUGGCAAAAAGGUUUCACUCCCGGCAGCAACACAAGCGGCUGCAGACAAUCCUGAAACAGUUUAAUACUUGGGUUUUUAUUUUUAUAUUCACCGUGUUUAAUAGAGAAGAAACACACGCAGGCUUCCCUCUGGGAGCUGAUUGUACAUACAGAUACUGUUUGUACCUUGUUUAUUGUGUCACUUCUGGACUUUUACAUUGUUGUAUAUGAGUGUUAUGGUGUUUGGCAUUAAACUAUUCUUUGAGUAGACAGAAA
Messenger RNA from Oryzias latipes (Japanese medaka), 5688 nucleotides. RefSeq names its product paired amphipathic helix protein Sin3a. The record is from RefSeq and is a predicted model, not a curated record. Lineage: Eukaryota; Metazoa; Chordata; Actinopteri; Beloniformes; Adrianichthyidae. Gene Ontology annotation, biological process: negative regulation of transcription by RNA polymerase II. Gene Ontology annotation, cellular component: chromatin; Sin3-type complex. Gene Ontology annotation, molecular function: transcription corepressor activity.